Molecule: messenger RNA, 440 nt
Organism: Drosophila ficusphila
Lineage: Eukaryota; Metazoa; Arthropoda; Insecta; Diptera; Drosophilidae
Product: dynein light chain roadblock-type 2
Exons: 1
Coding region: 91-384 (97 amino acids)
Biological process (GO): microtubule-based movement
Cellular component (GO): cytoplasm; cytoplasmic dynein complex; centrosome
Molecular function (GO): dynein intermediate chain binding
Source: RefSeq, a predicted model, not a curated record
CAUUGACGUCCACAGGAUCAAACAAGUCAUUUUGACCUGAUCCACAGCCGAGUUAAAAUCAACCUUUUAGUUUUUUUGUUACCCCACAAGAUGUCGGCCGAAAUUGAGGAGAUGCUCAAGCGCUACCAGAACUUCCCGAACGUGGUGGGCAUCAUCAUUCUGGACCCGUUCGCCAUCCCGAUCAAGACGACCAUGGAGUACACCCAGACGGUCCACUACGCGGCCCUGAUCAGCACCCUGACCUUCAAGGGGGCCAAGAUGGUGGCCAGCUUGGACGCGAGCAACGAGCUGCUGAACAUACGGCUGCGCACCAAGCAGCACGAGGUGCUCGUCCUGCCCUCCGAGAACUACAUCAUCAUCGUGGUCCAGAACCCGGGCACUUGAUCCGCCUCCGAACGAACGAACGAACGAACUCCAAUAAACCAUUCGCUACACCAUUA